AUGAGUGAAAGAAAGAAGUCCCUACUUGAUAAAGGUAAAAGUCUCAUCCCUUCAAUACAAAAAAAAACAACUGAUGAGCAAUCAUCACAAUCAUCACGACAAGAAAGGGAACAAAGUACUUUAAACGAUGAGCCAGAGGGAUUGCUAUUACAAACUCCUCCCGUUGAGACUAGUACAAUAGAUGUUCAACCAUAUUUCAUUCAACAACCAACUACGCGAUUUCUUCAUCCUGUCGAAGAACGAAUUAGCACACCAAUUAAAGAUUCCGAAGUUUCACCUGCUGAAACCUCAAUUCCUCAAACUCCAUUAAAAUCCUCAGCACCGGAAUUUCCAGAAGACCAAACAAGCCAUACUAUAUCAGAACAAAAAGAAACUAAUGUAUCUCAUGAAGAAACUCCAGGAACAAUUGAAAAACCAAUUGAAAUCAGUGAAUUUGCUGAAGAAAUUCCAAAACCAAAACCAGAUGAAGUUGCUGAAAAAACUACAGAACCAAUUGAAAAACCAGUUGAAACUAUCGGUGAAUUUCCCCCAGUAUCAACAACUCCGGAUCAAAGAUCUAUUACUCCCACAAUUAAAGAACAAACGGUUACACAAGCCAUACCAGCACCAAUGGAGUCAGUCACUGUUAAAGCUGAAGAAAUUCCAAAUCCAAUAACCAAAUCAAUUUCAAGACGGCAACAAUCGAUAGCACCAAAGACCAACAAAAUUCUGGUUAAAAAAGAAAAAUCGGCAAAGACAGCUGCUAUUACCUCUACCAUCUCUUCGAUCAAAAAAAUGUGGAACGAAAACUGGUUAUUCCGCACCUUUAUAUAUAUUGUUGCAGGAUUCAGCUCAAUUCCAAUUUGUAUUCUAGUCGGAUGGAGUAUCACCAGCGCGGUUAUUGUUGUUGGCAUUGCUGGCAUCUGUAUCGGAAUAACUGAAACAAUUUCUGCGGGGAUCGCAAUGGUAAUAUUUUUGCCGAUUGCUGGAAUUAUAGUGUUUUGUGUGUUCGUGGUGGCAAUUUUGGCUGCGAUAUGUUAUGCUGGUUUUACCUUGAUAACCUAUUUAUGUGAUCUGGUUGGAAUUGGUGGGCGCAUAUAUAUCAAAGAUAAUGAUGCUUUUAGACUUGGAGCAUUGCAUAAUCAAAGGAAAAUGGACAAAAUUACAGUUUAUUGA
This is a messenger RNA of Ambispora gerdemannii, 1155 nucleotides long. NCBI's taxonomy places the organism in Eukaryota, Fungi, Glomeromycota, Glomeromycetes, Archaeosporales, Ambisporaceae. The record is from the annotation of a GenBank genome assembly.